UUACCAACUUUAUUUCCUUCAUCCAUAUCUCCUCGCCCCGGAUUGAACCGUCCAAGUCUGUCUGGUAGAUCAUUCUUCGGUUGGAGAUAAUUGCCGGAUCUACCCGCGAGCUCCUAUUGUUAUUAAUGUUGUUUCAUUAGAGACACGCGGGAUCGCAGAAUUCAGGGUGAUAUAGUUUGUUGGAAUCAACUUUGGAUCUCUAUUCUCCCAUAUGGAGGAGUUGUUUAAAUGUUUCUAAACUGAAUAUUUUGUUUUGUCCUUAGCAAUUAUUUUUAUUUCUAGUCACUCGUUUUGUUAGCCAAUUGAAACUUAUCAAAAUGGCUUGCACACUCCUUUUCCAACUUUUUCUUCUCGUAAACACUACAUUCGCUUUCGUUCAUCCUGGCCUCCUUGUGUCUGAGACCGACAUCACACGCAUCAAAUCUAAACUCACCCAAAAACUCGAUCCAUGGCAAAGCUCAUGGGAUAAACUCACCAGCAUUUCCUACGGCCAAUCAAACUACACAAACAAUGCUGUCGCGCGCGUUUAUCGCGAUGCUACUGCUGAUAUAACCGCCAACGCCGAGCUCCUCUGGCACGAUGCUGCUGCGGCUUUCGCACUUGGAUUGCGCUGGAAAAUAGAGGGAGAUGUUCAGUAUGCUGAAGCUGCUGCGGCCAUCCUCACUGCGUGGGGAGAAAAGCUAGAGAAUUUUGAUGAUGAGGGUAUGGAUGAUCAGUAUCUUACAACUGGUUUGCAAGGUCAUGAAUUGGUUAAUGCUGCAGAACUCAUCCGAGAUUAUGCUCCUUUUGCGGAGAGCGGUUUGGCUACUUUCACUGCCAUGUUUGAGAGGACUUUCUUGGCUAAGAAUCUCUAUUUCCUCAACCAUAGCGCUGGAUCCGAACACAAUGUCAAGCAUUUCUUUGCCAACUGGGAACUUUGCAAUAUGGCCUCUGUGAUGGCAUUUGGUAUUUUUACUGACAAUUCCACUCUAUUCGACUACGCAAUCGAUUAUUUCAAGACUGGAUCUGGAAAUGGUGGAAUCAACAAUUGUAUUUCGAAUCUCGUUACCGAGCCAGAGACGGGGAAAAUCAUGGGACAACCCCAAGAAGCUGGACGUGAUCAAGGACAUACCGGUCUCGAUUUUCAGUUGCUUGGCGUUCUUGCCCAGCAGGCCUGGAAUCAGGGCGAGGAUCUGUAUGGUUUCAACCAUAGCAAGAUUUUACUAGGUGCCGAAUACUACGCGCGUUACAACCUCAACAACGAUGUUCCCUUUGAACCCUACACCAACGGCAUAGUAUCCUUCACCGAAGUCAGCGACGAUUCGCGCGGCUCCUACCGUCCAACAUGGGAAUUACUCUAUGCACAUUACGGACAAAUCAAAGGCGUCGAUGCACCCUGGACAAAAAAAUAUAUGAACUACACCGUCACCACGAUGGGUGGUUUCGAAGGCGGAGCUGGCUCCUGGGGCGAGGGAUCAGGUCAUUACGAUGGGCUUGGAUGGGGUUCUUUACUUUACCAUUUGGAUCCUGAGGAUAUCGCCACCGCGGGUAAUAAUUCUCUCGUGGCUUCGAAUUCUACGAGCACCACUAUGGCUUCUGUUUCCAUAUCGACUAGCGCUUCGAGCUCGACAGCUGCUGUGGCAUAUUCGAGCUCUGUUACUUCGAAAAAAUCAAUCGCAACUACACUUUCAGUAGCUAGUUCUGCUAAUACUCUACAAACCAUUGUUAUUCCCACAACAUCAGCUUUUGAUACCGCGUCCCCAACUCUCACAAGCGCAGCCGUAGUUUCAACUUCAACUGCAACUGAAGACGAGGGAGAAGAAGAUGAUGACGAAUGCUUUGAAAUGGAGUAGAUGUGGGUGCUGGUGCGCCUCGUAACUGCGAUCAAUCGAGCCGGUUUGUAUUCCACGUGUAGGUAAAAUUCUUGUUCUCUGUACAUAAAUUUGUAGAAAUUCACAAUUGUUAUACUUCUGUGUGAAAUUGCACUGAUUGAAGUGGCUAUUAGCUGUACACGUGUUUGUGAUAUAGCUCUAUAUGUAAAUAAUUUAGAGAUAAAU
Molecule: messenger RNA, 2036 nt
Organism: Botrytis byssoidea
Lineage: Eukaryota; Fungi; Ascomycota; Leotiomycetes; Helotiales; Sclerotiniaceae
Exons: 2
Coding region: 318-1832 (504 amino acids)
Cellular component (GO): periplasmic space
Molecular function (GO): lyase activity
Source: RefSeq, a predicted model, not a curated record